AUGGAUACCGUUAUACAAUGUUUCGAGCAUCGCUUCUCCUGCGAUAUCUUAAGAAACUUUAUAAGGUAUGACACGGCGUACCCAAGCGGAACAAUGCUGCUGAGAGAAGUCAAGAACGAAAAGUUACGCCAGUUUUUUCAAUACACUUUGGAAUUGAAACAGGAGUUUUCAACAAAUUGUAUGAGUAAUGGACUUACUGUUGAGCUCUUUGACCUGGGCAAUGAGCAAUUAAAGCUUUUAAAUAGGCUAGCGGAUGGGGAGACGGCUUGGAUCACUGAUCCAAUGUACUUGUGCGCCAAACAGCUUCUGGGGAUAAGCAAACUACUCGAUAAGCAAAAUGCUAGCCUACGUUCUGCCGGCUUUAACAAGCAGAAAGCAAAAGGGGACUUGGAGGAUGAGAAGUUUUUAGAAAAGUGCGUCAGAACUAUUCAUACAAGCUUUAAGCUGUGUCUAAAUGACAGGAACCCCAACGCUUGCGAGAACAAGAAAUGGGGGGUCUAUUUGUUCACCAACCUGGAGCUCAAGAUCUAUAAAAUGUUGUACAACAGAGACAUGGUACGAAACUUGGUCAAAGUCAUGGAUAGUCGAGUUUCGGAGCUACCCACACCGGAAAAUGCUUUGCAAUUGAACAAGGCGCAGCUAGUCACUUAUUACUACUACAUGGCCGAGUACUAUGGAUGUCAUGAAAUAGACUUCGAACGCGGCUAUGAGUUUGCACGGAAAGCCUGGCUUUCUUCGCGGGGGAAAGGUGGGUCCCAGGAAAACACGAUUAUGCUGUUACUGGUGCCAUUUGCGAUGUUGGCGCGCAAAUGGUAUCCUGAUUUGCAGAUACUGCGAGCCAAAUACCCUCUGGUUGCCGGGGUUUACGAGCCGGUGAUCAAGUGUCUUCAAAAUGGGGACCUCUUCACGUUUGGAAAAUGGCUGGAUUUGAAUGAGUCAUUUCUGCUACGUCAAAACCUGUUUGUGGCGAUGGUCAUGAUAAGAGAGCUUGUUCUACUGAAAGUACUGAAACUGAGCUUCCAGUUCUUCGGGUCUGGCCCCAUCGUGUCGUUGAAAUACGUGGCGGCGGCUGUCACCAAAAGUGAAAGCCAUCAGGGCGUAAAACAGGUGCCGGAGGAAAAACUGGAUAGCACGGAGUGCAUGUUGGCAAAUCUCAUUAGUAAAAACUACAUCAAGGGCUAUCUCUCGCACUCGAACCGGGCGUUGGUGGUGAGCAAGACAAACGCGUUUCCGAAGCUGGCCGCAACGCAUGCUCAGGGAGGCUGUCCCUAG
This is a messenger RNA of Lachancea nothofagi CBS 11611, 1272 nucleotides long. The record is from the annotation of a GenBank genome assembly. Lineage: Eukaryota; Fungi; Ascomycota; Saccharomycetes; Saccharomycetales; Saccharomycetaceae.